Molecule: messenger RNA, 2115 nt
Organism: Kluyveromyces lactis
Lineage: Eukaryota; Fungi; Ascomycota; Saccharomycetes; Saccharomycetales; Saccharomycetaceae
Gene: HDA1
Product: histone deacetylase HDA1
Exons: 1
Coding region: 1-2115 (704 amino acids)
Biological process (GO): chromatin organization
Cellular component (GO): histone deacetylase complex
Molecular function (GO): histone deacetylase activity
Source: RefSeq, a predicted model, not a curated record
AUGGAAAGUAAAAAACCGGCUGAAGAGCCGCUGGAAAGGCCCAGCAUCAAGGAAAUUAAAAAUGAGGGUACUGCAUAUACUCUGCCCAGUAAAGAUGAAUCUCAACGGCCUGUCAUUGUUCCACCAACGAAGCCAAAGAUUAGAUAUAGUCUUUUGAAAACCGGGAUCUGUUAUGAUGUGAGGAUGCGUUAUCAUGCUAAGAUCUUCACGUCUUACUUCGAAUACAUCGAUCCACAUCCAGAGGACCCCCGCCGUAUCUACCGUGUUUACAAGAUCCUAGCGGAGAAUGGAUUGAUUCAGGACCCAACUUUGAGUGGUGCAGAUUCGAUCGGAGAUCUAAUGGUGAAGGUUCCCGUACGUGAAGCUGAAGAGGAAGAAAUUUUGCAAGUCCAUUCAAGACAGCAUUUGGAUUUCAUAUCACAGACAGAACAGCUCGAACGUGAAAGUUUACUCAAGGAGACUGAGGGUGGAGAUUCCGUGUAUUUCAAUAAUGACUCGUAUCUUAGUGCCAAACUUUCAUGCGGUGGUGCUAUCGAAGCAUGUAAGGCUGUCGUCGAGGGAAGAGUGAAAAACUCAAUAGCUGUAGUAAGGCCACCUGGUCAUCACGCUGAACCUGAAAUUGCUGGUGGUUUUUGUUUGUUCAGUAACGUAGCCGUCGCUGCUGCAAAUAUGCUCAAAUCGUAUCCUGAAAGUGUUCGUAAAAUCAUGAUCGUUGAUUGGGAUAUCCAUCAUGGUAACGGAACUCAAAAGGCCUUCUAUGACGAUGAUAGAGUUUUAUAUGUAUCUCUUCACAGGUAUCAAUUAGGCAAGUAUUACCCAGGUACUAUCCAUGGAAACUAUGACCAAACCGGCGAAGGGAAAGGUGAAGGUUUCAAUUGUAAUAUAACGUGGCCAACAGGCGGUGUUGGUGAUGCUGAAUACAUGUGGGCUUUUGAACAAGUUAUCAUGCCAAUGGGUCGCGAGUUUGAACCGGAUUUGGUCCUUAUUUCAUCUGGUUUUGAUGCAGCCGAUGGUGACACUAUCGGCCAAUGCCAUGUUACUCCUGCUUGUUACGGUCACAUGACCCAUAUGCUACUUUCGUUGGCUAAAGGAAACUUGUGUGUUGUCUUAGAAGGUGGGUACAAUUUGGAUUCUAUAGCUAAGUCGGCGCUUGGUGUUUGUAAGGUGUUGGUCGGAGAACCACCAGAUGAAUUGCCUGCUCCUAAAAAGCAACCAACUCCAGAGGCAAAAAAAAUGAUCGAAACAGUCAUCAGAACGCAGUCAAAGUAUUGGUCUUGCUUUAAGAACAGACAUGGAAAUGACGGGAUCAAUUUCAAGGAUGCUAUAACUUCAACAUUGGACACAAGGAAUUUCCCUUUACAAAAUGCUAUUAGAGAAUACCAAGUUUCACAGCUCUCAUCACAAUUCAACUUUGUUCAACUUCCAAUUCUUGAUUUGAAUUUACCAGCAAAUACUAUGCUAUGCACCUCAGGUAUCCAAGACUCUGAAACACUUGUGGUGAUCGUGCAUGACACACCAGAGAUUUGGUCUGAACGUGACACACAGACAGGAAUUAUUGAUCCUUCUAGUUCAAUUAUCGUCGACAAUGCUUUGAAGAUGAUCAAUUGGGCAAUGGAUAGAAGAUAUGGAAUAAUUGACAUAAAUAUACCUCAAACACUCUUUGAACAUGCCAACUACCCAGGUGUUGCGUCAUCACAAGAGAUUCUGAUAUAUUUAUGGGAUAACUACUUGAAAUUCUUCCAAAAUCUACAAAAGGUGGCAUUUAUCGGCAUUGGAGAUGCCUACGGAGGCAUUGUCCAUUUAUUAGGCCAUAGGGAUACCAGGUCAGUGGUAAAAUGUGCAAUAUCAUUUUUAGACAAAAAACCUCUUAAAGUAAUGGUGCCAUUAAUUGACGAAACGUUAGGAGAUUGGUAUUUCAAGAAUUCCUUGGUAUUCACAAGUAGCACACAUUCUUGUUGGGGUAGUACGGCCAACGAAAAUAAGAAGUUAAGAAAGAAGUAUGGUAGAGUUUUGAAGGCAGAUUGUGACGGAAUGACAAACAUAUUCGAUGAACGUUUUGAAGAAGCAACUGAUUUCAUAUUGGAUUCUUUCGAAGAAUGGAGUGAAUCGGAAUAA